CGUCUUAUUUGUGCAAGGGCGUGUAACACCACUUUGACCCAGUACCAGUUACUUGCCACCCACGUGCCAACUGUCUGGGCCAUCGAUCAGUACAGAGUAUGUCAGGAGGUCCUAGAGCGCUCCAGAGAUGUUGUGGAUGAUGUCAGUGUUUCCCUCAGGCUGUGGGAUACCUUUGGGGACCACCACAAAGACAGACGCUUCGCCUAUGGAAGGUCUGACGUGGUGGUUCUUUGCUUCUCCAUCGCCAACCCCAACUCCCUCCAUCACGUCAAAACCAUGUGGUACUUGGAGAUCAAGCACUUCUGUCCUCGCACACCUGUUAUUUUAGUGGGAUGCCAGCUGGAUCUACGCUACGCAGACUUGGAGGCUGUCAAUCGAGCCAGACGGCCAUUAGCAAGGCCUAUAAAGCCUGGAGACAUUCUGCCGCCAGAGAGUGGAAGGGAGGUGGCUAAGGAGCUUGGCAUUCCUUAUUACGAGACGAGCGUCUUUGACCAGUUUGGGAUCAAGGACAUCUUUGACAAUGCGAUCCGAGCUGCUCUGAUCUCUAGACGACACCUUCAGUUCUGGAAGUCUCAUUUGAGGAAGGUUCAGAAACCUUUGCUACAGGCUCCUUUCCUGCCCCCAAAAGCCCCUCCGCCACUCAUUAAGAUCCCAGAGUGUCCACUGAACAACCGGGAUGGCCCUAGACAGCUGCUGGAGAGUCCGCUGUGUGCUGACGUCAUGUUCAUCCUGCAGGAUCACAUCCGCCUGUUUGCCCACAAGAUCUACCUGUCUACCUCGUCCUCCAAGUUCUAUGACCUAUUCCAGAUGGAUUUUUCUGACGAAUCCCAGUGUUUGGUGGUGACAGAGAGUCACAGACGGGAUCACCUCAUGAGGACCCUGAGCCUGGACACAGAGGAGGAUGUGGCUGUUCUACCGAACCUCUCGCCCUGUUCACUCCGUGCUUCCAAGAGCGACGGCACACUGAAGAUGAUGAGUUUCAGCGGGAAGCACCGUCGCACUAAGCUGUCCCUGGCCUCCUGGAGUAAGGCAUUCUACAGCAUCCACAAGGAGAAUGUGAUCAACCCUGUGACUGGCAUGCCAUCCCCCAUGACUGUGGUAAAGAUGGAUCAUUCCAUUCAACUGGGGCCCUUCAGCGCAGUCCUUCGUUUCCUUUACACGGGCGAGCUGGAUGAGAAGGAGAAGGACUUAAUGAAAAUUGCUCAAAUUGCUGAGAUCCUGGAAGUGUUUGACCUGAGAAUGAUGGUGGAGAACAUUAUGAACAAAGAGGGCUUCAUGAAUCAGGAAAUUACAAAAGCGUUCCACGUGAGAAAAGCCAAUAGGAUAAAGGAGUGUCUUGCCAAGAACAAAUUUACAGAUGUUAUAUUCAGGUUGGAUGAUGGUACCAUCCAUGCCCAUAAGCCUUUGCUGAUCUCCAGUUGUGACUGGAUGGCUGCUUUGUUUGGAGGUUCUUUCAUGGAGAGUGCAAACAACGAGGUCUCCUUCCCCAACACCAGCAAGGUUUGCAUGCAGGCUGUGCUGGAGUACCUCUACACCAGUCAGCUCUCACCCAUGGCUGACCUGGAUCCAAUGGAGUUAAUCGCCCUGGCAAACAGAUUGUGCCUUCCUCGUCUUAUAGCUCUGACAGAGCAGUAUGCUGUGAAUGAGUUGGUAAAAGCCUCUAAAGAAGGACAAGACAUAGAUGGAGAGGUUCUCACUUACUUGGAACUUGCUCAGUUCCAUAAUGCUAAUCAGCUUGCUGCCUGGUGCUUACACCACAUCUGCACUCAUUACAACAGUAUAUGUGCCAAUUAUCGCAAAGAAAUCAAAUCCAAGUCACCAGAAAACCAGGAAUACUUUGAGAAGCAUCGCUGGCCUCCGGUGUGGUACCUUAAAGAGGAGGAUCACUACCAGCGAGUGAAGAAGGAGAGAGAGAAGGAGGACGUGGUUCUGAAUAAGCACCACUCUCGUCGCCGUUGGUGUUUUUGGAGCAGCUCUCCAGCCGUGGCUUGAGUGAACCCUUUCCCGCUGAGCACCUCUGACCUUUCACUAAUGUUAGUAUUUCCUGUCUUAACUUUCAGAAGGUGUCUAUAAUGUCCUGCUGUCGGUUUUUAUCCCUUUUAAAAUGUAACCGGGUCAAGCUGACCAAAUGUCC
Molecule: messenger RNA, 2134 nt
Organism: Chanos chanos (milkfish)
Lineage: Eukaryota; Metazoa; Chordata; Actinopteri; Gonorynchiformes; Chanidae
Gene: rhobtb1
Product: Rho related BTB domain containing 1
Exons: 9
Coding region: 277-1992 (571 amino acids)
Molecular function (GO): GTP binding; GTPase activity; protein binding
Source: RefSeq, a predicted model, not a curated record